This is a messenger RNA of Biomphalaria glabrata, 860 nucleotides long. RefSeq names its product NADH dehydrogenase [ubiquinone] 1 beta subcomplex subunit 7-like. The record is from RefSeq and is a predicted model, not a curated record. Lineage: Eukaryota; Metazoa; Mollusca; Gastropoda; Planorbidae. Gene Ontology annotation, cellular component: mitochondrion. The transcript has 3 exons. The annotation marks the transcript as partial.
CCAUUAAUUACAUUAUUUAUAUCUUUAAUUUUUGUCCCCCGGCUUUUUAAGGUUUACAUUUUUAACUACCUCGAUAAAAACUUGGAUUACUUCCACUGUGUUGUUUGGAGGUCGACGAUAUCAACAAUGGGGAAUAUGUGGUAUGCAUAUGUUUCCCAUCCUGACACUGCACCAGAUUUCAAUAAACCACCAACAUUUGAUCCACUUUUAGGCUUUCCAAAUGGUCGUAAAGAACGAUGUAUAAAAGCUACCAGGGAAGAACUUGAUAAAGCCAACAUCCCAUUAAGCAAAAGAGAUUAUUGUGUGGAUUACUUUUUGGAACUCAUCAAGUGUCGACAACAACACUUUCCAAAUACACAUGCACAGUGUUCUCAUCAGUUCCAUGCUUGGGAGCAAUGUGAAAAAGAAGAUGAAGUCUUGAGGCUUAAAGAAUAUGAAAGGGAGAAGCGAUUAAAAGAAAGGAGCAAGAGGAUAGCUUGCAAAGAAAGUUUAGAAACAUUGGCAGAGUGAUUGGUAUGAUGAUGUCUAAAUUAGAACUACAAUAACUAAAAAAUUGUGUACACUAUUUGUGUGAAUAUUUUGUACAAAUGUUGUUGUUUUUUUAAUCUUUGGAUUAAAAAAAAAGACUUAAAAAUACAAUUUUUUCUUACCUAUAUCUAAUAAGAAACUGAUACAGCUAAGAAUUCUAGCACUAAUACGUUUGAUGAUUUAUUUGUUCUACUUUUUGAAGCUAGUUGAAUGCAAGGCAUGCUGAAAGUUUGGUCAAAUAUAAAAUACUUGAUCAAUGUAUCUGAAGUCUAUUUCUUUUCAAAUACCGGGUAGUCAUUUGUUUUUAAAAUAAAUAUUUUUUUUUUUUCUCA